AAUAAAAUAGGCCUUACAGUGCACCUUCAUAUGCUUAAAACUGUCCUUCUGCUCUAUUCUCACUCCUCAUAAAUGGUUUUGCCAAUGCUGGCAACUCAACAGUUGGGCCAGGGCUCCAGGCUGUGUCCUCACUCUGUUUUACUUGCCAGUAUGGAAAACCUCUGUGUUUGGUGGGUAUCUGGGUGCAGGAGCUAUAGCAUUUUCUCUUGCCUGAAUAGUGGCCCAAGUACAUUGCCAGUGUCAAGACUGGUGGCUCCCUGGGGAUGGGCAUUACGAAUGACAGGUGGACGAUCGCAGGCAGCUCAAGAGGCAGGAAAGAGCCAAAUAUCACUUAGUAACAGAAGACAGAAGGCAAAGAGCAGAAAGUUGCUAAUACAGGUGAACUCACAUCUAAAGGUGAAACCUGAGGAUUUCAGGUUCCGUUUGUUCAAGGCUGUAGACAAAAUCCAGAGAUACAAUGCCUUUUUUAACAAGAGUGAAAAUUCAACUUGUGAGACCUCAAAGAUUCUUAAGACUGAAAUUUAUAAAUAUAAUCUAAGACACUACAUUUCUGUGGAUUCUGUCCCACUCCACAAUGUUGGCAUUUUCUAUAUUUUUGAAGAGCUGUUUGGGACACUUCUCUUUACUCUUCCCUUCAGAAAAGCAGAGGAUAAAACAGGCAAAAUUGCUGUGAAAAGUUGA
Messenger RNA from Lepidothrix coronata (blue-crowned manakin), 681 nucleotides. RefSeq lists its product as uncharacterized. Bases 73 to 681 code for a protein of 202 amino acids. The record is from RefSeq and is a predicted model, not a curated record. Lineage: Eukaryota; Metazoa; Chordata; Aves; Passeriformes; Pipridae. The transcript has 4 exons.